AUGGCUCGACCAAAGGCUACGGCGAAGAAAGUAAUGGACACGGUGGCGGCAGCGGUGGAGGACGCGGCUGGAGAUGCGGUCAAGGCUGCGGACCCCGUCGCACUCGCAACCUCGAUCGCCGUGCCCGCCGUAGAGGCUGCUGCUGAGGUUGCCCAGACUCAGGGAGUGCCUGAGCCUCUGAAGCGUGUGAAGCGUGCGCAACUGCCGAGUGGUGUCCGCUUUGCCCUGGUUGCCGUGCUGAGCUUUUACCUCGAGUCACUCGGGCGCUCCCUGGUGGUGGAAUACACCCACGGCGAGCUGGCCAAGGUUGCUAGACCCGCCUCGUCUCUGACGCAGACGGAAGCGCUUGCGUUGGCGGGUUGGAAACUAUUUGGACUCGCCCUGGGUUGGUACGGAAACUAUGACGGUUUCGACCUUGCUGCUCUGGCUAUCCUUUCUCAUGGUCCAAUGGCCUACCUGAUCUCUACUUACUAUGGUAUCCGUGCUUCGACUGCCGGCGCCUACCUCGCUGUCGAGGUCGUAUCGACCUUCUUCCCCUUCCUCCUCUUGCGCAAGCUUUCGGGCGCCCACGCAGCCGCACCGGGUAUUCCCAACCGAGACAUCGUUGUCGACAGGCAGAUUCAGGUGCUUACCUCGAUGCUCUCUGCUCUCGUCUACAGCGUCACACUGUUCUUGGCCUGCAGGACUUUCCUCCCAACCAACUUUGUGCUCUACUUUGAGGGUAUCCGCACCAUUGAGCCUGCCCAAGACGCCCAGCUCUUUAGCUUCAACCGCCCGCUGACGCAGAUCCUCUGCCUGCUUUUCGGCGUGGCUGCGCGGACCUUAAUAUUUACUCCUUUCGUCGCCGCUUCGCCCACCGUCAAGGAUCAGGAGGUUGCGGAGUUUGAUCCGGCCACUGCCACCCUUGGACAGACCAUCUACUGGAACCUUUGGGGGUACACCACCCCGACCAAGGUCUCGGUCAAGAGGACUGCCGUGGCCAUGCUUUUCGCUGGUGUCGAUACCUAUCUGCAGGCUACCACUGUUCUCAGUGGCGUAGACUCAUAUGGAGCGGCUGUUUAUGCAAGCGUCUGGACUCUGGCUGCCAUGAUCACCGGUCUUGCCUUGAGAUAUGUAGGAAGCGUGUAA
Molecule: messenger RNA, 1128 nt
Organism: Sordaria macrospora k-hell
Lineage: Eukaryota; Fungi; Ascomycota; Sordariomycetes; Sordariales; Sordariaceae
Source: RefSeq, a predicted model, not a curated record